AUGCUUUGUCAAGACUAUGCAAAGAAACCAUACUUUCCACACUUGUCGGAUACCACUGAAAUUUUGAGUUGGAUUAAUAGAAAGCAUAGAUUAUUGGAUGAAUUUUUAAGCUAUCAUGCUGAUAUUAUUUGUUUACAAGAAGUUGAUAGAUAUGGUGAUCAUUGGAGGGAAAGAUUAUUAAAGAAUGGAUAUGAAUCAACUUAUACUCAAAGAACAGGUGGUAAACCUGAUGGUUGUGCCACAUUUUGGAAGAGUGAAAAGUUUGAAACAAGACAAAUUACGAAAAAUAGUGAAUUGGAAACUCAUGAAAAGUGUGAUUUGAAUGGAAAUGUAGUGACCAGUUCUAAUUCAAUUUCCAAGUUUCUGACUAAUAAUGUGGCUAAUCUAACACUCCUCAAACAUAGAUCAAGUGAAAAGUUGGUUUGCGUUGUGAAUUUACACUUGUUUUGGGAUCCUUCAUUCCCUGAAGUUAAAUUAUGCCAAAUAUUUUACACUAUGAAACAGACAAAGGAUUAUCUCACUUCCCUAUCACUUGAGGAUAUUCAAAUAUUCUUUUGUGGUGAUUACAACUCAAUGCCAGAUAGUGAAGUUUAUGAAUUUUUAACAAAAGAUAGUAUUUCUCUAGUUGAGUGUGAGAAUGAUGAUGGUGAAAAAACUUUCAAACACCAAAUUACCAAUCCAUUUGGGACUGCAACGAGUUUAUACAAAGCUGUAUGUGGAGAUGAACCAACAUUCACCAAUUAUACCAAAAAUUUUAAGGGAUGUUUGGAUUAUGUGAUGGCUUGUAAUUAUCCUACCAGUGGUGAAGAAAAGGGUAUUCUUGUCAGUCGAGCAUUACAAAUACUCACAGAAGAGCAAGCAUCUGAGUUUGAAGCUCUUCCUUCGAUCAAGAAUGCCUCAGAUCACAUUUCCCAUGCAUUCGAUUUUGACAUUAUGAAACUAUAA
This is a messenger RNA of Naegleria gruberi, 945 nucleotides long. RefSeq lists its product as uncharacterized. Gene Ontology annotation, molecular function: poly(A)-specific ribonuclease activity. NCBI's taxonomy places the organism in Eukaryota, Heterolobosea, Eutetramitea, Acrasida, Naegleriidae. Bases 1 to 945 code for a protein of 314 amino acids. The transcript has 3 exons. The record is from RefSeq and is a predicted model, not a curated record. Gene Ontology annotation, biological process: nuclear-transcribed mRNA poly(A) tail shortening. Gene Ontology annotation, cellular component: nucleus; cytoplasm; CCR4-NOT complex.